GCGAGGAGUCGGGCGCCUGCAGCAGCGGGGGCUGGGCGUGGUUGCUAGGCGACCGCGCCCGGGCAGCGGCGUCGGCCCGGCAGAGAUGAGGCGGAGGCAGCGGCCUCCGCGCUCCCGCCGGCGCUGAGCCCCACUCCCGCACCUUCCCCCGUCUUCCCCAUCCCGUCCCGCCCGGGCUUUGCCGCCCCCUCCCUCCAACCCUCUUCCCUCUCCCCUCGCUCCAGUCCGUCCUUCCCCCUCCAUGCGGCGGGAUCGGUCGGCGUGGGGCCCGUGCCGCGGCCGCGCCGAGCCCCGCCGUCCCUCGCUUUUCCGCCGCCAGAUUCCGCAAGGAGCCACGGGCGGCGUCUGCAGCGACAACAGCGGGAACUUCAUGUUGGUGUUGUUUAUGCCAGAACAUAAUAAGCAAGGCAAAUUAGCUCCAGUCUUGUGUAAACUUCAUGUAACUAGCAAACACAAUGCAAUUGAGUAUGAAAUUCAGGUGACUUUGGAAAUGAAGGAAAAGUUCUGAGCUCUCUGACUGGAAGCUGAACGUGAUGACGGCCUGGUCUAUGGUAGGGAAACUGAAAAUGGAGAAGAGGCACUCCAGAGAAGACAGAAAUGUGGAACAAGAUGCUGGGGAAUGCAGUGCUGAAUCUGAGGAAUGGACGAGCUCAGAAAGUGAACCUGAGCAACCGUACUUCCGAAGCAGCUGUAGCAGUAUUCCAUGGAGAGAAAAAGAGGUUUCCACUAAACCACAUCGGCCACUCUGUCGCUCCCCGUGCUUGGAUCGCCCAAGUUUUUCACAGAGCAGUAUCACACAAGACUUGAAACAAGAGGAAUGCAAAACAAACUUGGACAAGGAAUACCAAGCUAAAAUGGAUUUUGCUUUAAAGCUUGGGUAUGCAGGAGAUCAGAUCCAGGCUGUACUGAAUAAACUGGGAGCAGAUGCGCUCAUCAAUGAUGUUCUGGCAGAACUUGUGAGACUCGGUAACAAAAGUGAAUCAGAGGGACAGAACAGCAGUACCACUAAUACUCUGGUGCCAAGAGGUCCUUGCCCAAAGGAAAUAGCAAGCCCUGAAUUGUCACUUGAAGAUGAAGUUGUGGAUAACAGUGAUAACUUGAGGCCAAUUGUCAUUGAUGGAAGCAAUGUGGCUAUGAGCCAUGGAAAUAAAGAAGGAUUUUCCUGUCGGGGAAUUCAACUAGCUGUUGAUUGGUUUCUGGAAAAAGGACAUAAAGAUAUCACUGUGUUUGUACCUGCAUGGAGAAAAGAACAGUCUAGACCAGAUGCACCGAUUACAGAUCAAGAAAUCUUACGGAAAUUGGAGAAAGAAAAAAUUCUGGUUUUCACCCCAUCUCGAAGAGUUCAGGGAAGAAGAGUAGUUUGCUACGAUGAUCGAUUCAUAGUAAAGCUUGCUUUUGACUCAGAUGGCAUAAUUGUAUCAAAUGACAACUAUAGAGAUCUUCAAAAUGAAAAACCAGAAUGGAAGAAGUUCAUAGAGGAGCGGCUAUUAAUGUAUUCUUUUGUGAAUGAUAAAUUUAUGCCUCCUGAUGAUCCUCUAGGACGCCAUGGUCCAAGCCUCGAAAAUUUCUUAAGGAAAAGGCCAGUUAUUCCCGAACAUAAAAAACAACCGUGUCCUUAUGGUAAAAAGUGCACCUAUGGGCACAAAUGUAAAUAUUACCACCCAGAACGGGCAAACCAGCCUCAAAGGUCAGUAGCGGAUGAGCUUCGAAUAAGUGCCAAAUUAUCUGCUGUGAAAACAAUGAGUGAGGGAGCCUUGGCUAAAUGUGGCACAGGGCCCUCCAGCUCCAAAGGAGAGAUCAGUUCUGAAGUGAAACGCAUUGCCCCAAAGCGUCAGUCAGAUCCAAGCAUUAGAUCAGUAGCUGUGGAGCCUGAGGAAAAGUUGACAGUAGCCCGGAAGUCCGAGGCCAACUCUGUCCCAUCUCUGGUUUCUGCAUUAAGUGUACCAACGCUCCCUCCACCAAAAAGCCAUGCAGCUGGUGCAUUAAAUACUCGUUCUGCAAGCAGUCCAGUGCCAGGUUCCUCACAGUUCACGCAUCAGAAAUCCUCACUGGAACACAUGUCCAGUGUGCAAUAUCCUCCAAUAUUAGUCACCAAUAGCCAUGGCACCUCAGUUAGUUACACUGACCAGUAUCCCAAAUAUGAAUCAUUAGGGGACCAUGGCUAUUAUUCCUUACUCAGUGAUUUCUCCAACUUGAGCAUAAGUAGUAUGCAUAAUACAGAUUAUUAUGGGGCUGAUAUGGACCAGGGGAUGUAUUCUAGAAACUCAAGCCCCUGUCCUGACAAUUGCUUAAGCCAUACAAGUAAUGAUUCUUAUUCCUCUUACAAUGACUUGUAUCUGGGUGUAGCAGAUGCCAGUCCAGAAGAUAAUGUGAAGAUCCACAGACUGACAUCGCAAAAUCGUCUUCAGCCUUUUCCCCAUGGUUACCAUGAAGCCUUAAAUAGAGUUCAGAGUUUUGGAACUGAAGAGCCUAAACAGUCCCUUCGCAAACAGUCUGUUUCCCACUUAGGCCUGCAUGCCCAGCAUCCAGUUGUUGGAGCACGGUCCAGUUGUCCAGGAGAAUACCCUGUGCCUCAAAAUAUUCAUCCAUCAACUGCACAAUCAAGCCGUGCCUUGGUCAUGACAAGAAUGGACAGUAUUUCUGACUCACGGCUUUAUGAAAGUAAUCCUACAAGGCAGAGAAGACCACCUCUGUGUCGAGAACAGCACGCUAGUUGGGAUCCGUUACCAUGUGCAACUGACUCUUAUACUUAUCAUUCAUAUCCACUGAGUAACAACCUUAUGCAGCCAUGUUAUGAACCUGUAAUGGUAAGAAGCAUGCCUGAGAAGAUGGAGCAACUGUGGAGGAAUCCAUGGAUUGGGAUAUGUGGUGAGCCACGGGAACCACAUAUUAUCCCAGAACAUCAGUAUCAAACAUACAAGAAUCUCUGCAAUAUCUUCCCGCCAAGCAUUGUCCUUUCUGUGAUGGAAAAGAAUCCCCACGUGACAGAUGCACAGCAGCUGGCAGCUAUGAUUGUUGCCAAAUUAAGAACAGGGCGUUGAAAUAUUAUAACCUCUUUUGUAUAAAUGAAACUAUACAGCACAUAGGAACUGGUAGAAAAAUUAUAUAAAGAAGGAAGUAGGCAAAUCUAUUGUAAAUAUUUUCUAAUAAGGUAGGAUAAACUUCUGUACACAGUAGUUGUUGUAUAUGUAUUGAGGCACUAUUUAAGAGUUGAUUGUAUUGUAAAUUUUAAGAUUUUAAAAAUAGAGAUUUUUAAUAGUAUUUUACAGGAAAUGCAUACCUUGCUGCAUGGAUAGUUCAUGAAGAACUACAAUGUCACAUUCAGUGUCUCAAAGCUUUUAAUACAAAAUUAUUAUUAGCAGUUAUAUUGCAUGUAUUAAUGUACACUUUCAAUUUGAUUAUAAAUACCUAACUGGCCUGUCAAAGCAUGCUGUAUACAAUCCCAGAUGACUUCUAGGGUUUCAGCUUUGCCACUUGACACUGCCUAUUGGUACCUCAAAUAUUGAAGAAAAAUAACUUGACAAAAAUUAUUCAAUUUGCAAAAUGUUGAAUCUCUUUCAGCUUUUGGAUGUUAAUAUUGUUGGUAUUUCUUAAAUUUCAAAACUGUUCCCCAUGAGUUUAUUGCUGUUAUUUCAAUCCAACAGAAGCCAAAUACUUCAUUAAAUUAGGACCAAAACAUUAAGGAAUACGAAGGCGUGCUAAAACUAAAAUAUGUUUUAACUGUAGCUUCCCUCUUCAGAAUUGCCUGUCAGCUGUGCAGUAAGCAGCUGCUGCUCCAGGUGAUUAGAGAAGAUGAAAGAAAAUUGUCAGUCGUGUAUAAAUUGGAUUACUCAGACUCAAAUAGCAGGAACUGAAAGUUAAUGCAGAAACUCAUCAGUAACUACAGCCUUUACGUGGGCAAGGAUGGCAUUUAACAUGCAAAAUGGCCAUAGAAGAUCAAUCUAUGAAAGGAGUGGGAGUGGCUGUUUCGUGAAAAGAGAUGCUACAGUUCAGGUUUGUGGCUAAGCUUGCUUGGUUUUGCUCUUCAGAUCCACGCAGAGGUGUGCAUUUGCCUCAUGAACGUUUCUAAAAUUUCUGUUUCAACAAGUGAGAUGAUUUUGUGUGGCAUUGUUUGCUCAACUGGUAUUUUGCUCAGGGUGGGAACCUUUGUAGCUAAAUGUCUCCAAAAGAGGCGUUUCUUGUUUUUUAAGCUGCACUGACUGAACGCCCUUUUUUGACUCCAUUGUAUAUUUCAACAUUUUGAACCAUUACUAACUCGAUAGUCUCGAGCUAGGACUUAAUGACUUCUACUGUAGUUUUUUUCAUGAAAGCUGAGAAGGCCUAGUUUAUGGCCUUUUGUUUCUUCAUGAGAAGGUGUGACACUGCCUAAAUGUUUCUUACUGUGAAACACACGGAACGUGAGGCUGCAGUCAGGGUUGUUUCUGGUGUUUUGAUAACGGCUUGCAUGCUGCUUUCUCACUCUCUGUUUGUCUAAGGAACAAAACAACAUCAUUUCCACAUUUGCUUUACUGUGUAAAUGAUUGGUUUGAUUCACAAUAUUGUUCAGGCUUUUUAUCAUGGGCAAAAUGUAUUCCUACAGGUCAAAAGCAAGAAAACCAUUAUAGGUGCAAUGACAAUUAAUGUACUGAUAAUCAAUAACCAUAUCAUUUCACACAUGACAAAUAUUCUUCUGUUGGUACAGGAAACAUAAUAUAAUGACCAUGCCAUUACAUAUUUGAGUUAACUUGAAGGUGAUUUGUGUUUACACUCAGUAUUUAAAAACAGCUAUGUUUUAAUUAGUUGGCUAUUGUCACUGUUUAUAGUAAAUCUUUGGAUACCUAGAGUAGCUGGAGGAAACAGAUUUAAACUUGACCAAUAUCCAGAAACAUUUCUUACUAACCAACAUUUUAGAUUUUUAAUUUGCAAUUAAUUCUUAUUCUCUUCUCUUGCAUGGUAUCAAGCAGCUGAGAGCAAUGCCUCAAAUAACCAGAAAUGACCUUUUGUUUGUUGAUACAAAUUGUAUCUCUUUUUCUUGAUUGUAUAAAAACUGUUUAAAAAAACAAAAAAAAAAAACACAAAAAACCUAACAACCCAUAAACCUCUAGAUUAACUUCAGUAUUACAUGUUCACCACAAUGUUUGUGACACCAUGUGUCACACGGAAGUAGCCCAUGAGUAAUUAUGAUUUUGUUAUUUAAAAUGGGCACUUAUAGUUUAUAGAUGAGCAAGUCAACUUGUCAGAACUGGUUUAUUAUGUGCACAGAUACUGUGUGUACACCUCAAAUACAUGGUUAUCUUUAGUCUAUUGAGCAGAUUCAUCCUCGCACUAACCCUAAUGUACAAGUGUUGCUGUUAACUCAUCUGCAAGUGUUUAAGAAGUAACUAUAAUUACUGUAGACCCUGCUUUAUUCUAAACACAUUAAUUUAUAAUUUAUUUAGGCUUAAAAUGAAGUUUAUUUUGCACUCACAUUUUCCAUCUUGCAUGGAAUCGAAUAUUUGUAUGUAAAAACGUUUGUUUUUCUCCCAUUAUAAAGGUAAGCUAUCUUAAGAGGGCUUGGUGGGUGUUUUUGAUAUUUUAAUGUGUGGAAGCCUGAGCAGAAGUUACUGUACGAAGCUGUGCGUGAUUUAUGGAGAUAGUCAUUUUUGUAGGACUUGUCUAGUUGUUUUCAUGUUCACAAACUAUUGUCUUACUGAUAAAAAAGGAAUUAUUCUAAAUGGAAAAGCUAUGGUACUGCAAACACAGCAUACCAUUUCUGUAAGGCACUUUGAAAGAGAAUUGUCUUUUUGUAAAAAGCUAUUGCAUCCAUCCUAUGUGGAGUUACUGAAUGGGCAGUGUAGCCUUGUGGAAAUAAUUUGCAAAUGUUGUGCUUGUUUAGUCCACCUUAGAGGAAAUGAAACUUUUAUACGUGAUGUAGUCUUUCCUAAUCCAUAGUUAAGUGACAAUUCAGAUAUCUGCAUCUGUUCUCAGAUACGUUUACAAGCCAAUUCAAAACACUGACACAUGAAUUAAUCUUCAGCGCAAAAGCUUAGAUUUCUUCUUACAUGGAAGAGUUGAUCUUAUUAACACAUGAUCAUAGCUGUCUAUAUUGUAAAUAUAAAACUUUGUAUAAAUGCUCUUUCUGAGAGCAUGGUAUUUAGAUGUUUUUAAAACUGUAAGUAAGCAGUUCUAGAAACUAUAUUUUAAUAAAAUCCAAAAGAUUCUAGCUGAGGAACUGCAAAAAGAAAAAAGUGCUAAGAUGGAAUCUUGCAAGAAAACAGUGUACAUUAGCAGAGCCAGUGCUUACUCUAGGCAUUCUGAAUUACUGAUCUUUAGUCUUCAGCUGUAUUACUUUCACAUAAUUUAUCACUUAAGAGUGCAUAAUAUUAAAUUCUUGAUUCAAAACUCAAAUGCUUUAUUGGAAGUCAGCCUAAUUUUAUGUGUUUUUGUAAGAAUUACAUGUUAGUAAUAUAUUAAGUUGCACAUAUAGAAGAUUUGACUACUGUUAGUCCUGUUGUUGUCUUAUUGAGCUACAGUAGUGGGCUUUAUUCAUUUGUAGAAUUAAACAUUACUGUUUAAUUGUUGUAAAAUUUUAUAAAUCUCUUUGGGUUGUUUUGGUUGACCCAAAUAUAAUGUAAGUCUCAAUGACAAAAUGAGUGAAAAAUGGAUGUUAAGCCAAUAUGUGGUAUUUAUAAAACACUGUAGUAAGUGUGCAAAUGCUCUAGAUGCAGCUGCAUGGAUAUCAUUCACUAGCAUGAAUCUGUUUAGCUUUUUGUAAAAGUCUUUUAAAUUUAAACUCUUAAAAAUAGAAAGUGGGCAUAUGGUUACAGAAGAAUCCUCAUUAAAGAAAUAACAAAAAACAAAGUAUCUCUUUAGGUAGGUUCUCCAUAUACACUUUAAUGCCAGUUUGCCUCAAACUCUGUUUUUUGGCAUUCUGGAAUUCUUACUGAUAAAGCCAGAACACGCAAAGAAUAAAUGUGAGCUGAUAAGCCUGUUUAAAACUUGGUUGGUUGGUGGUGUGCAUGCAUACCUGUGACAUCCACCACUUCAGGGAACACAUUGUGACUGCAGUCAUUCUAAAAAUUCCAUGCUAAAAAAGAAGGUAUGAGCUUCAUUUCUGUACCCAUUUGCCCCACAGAAAUACUGCUUUUUCUUGACUUGCCAAAAGUUAACACGAAACGUUCGUAACACAGGACUCCUAUUAGCCAGAUCAUGAGAUCUGUCAUUAUCAUCACUACGGUUCAGCAUUCAGCAUCAAUGCCCCUUUUAUGCACCCCCAUAGCAGGCUGUGUGACAGAGCCAUAAUAAUGGUGUUCCUUGCAAUACUUAAACAGGAAAAAACACAAGUUUGCUGUUACUUAAAUUAUUCUCAUACCAGUGUUUGCUUAGCCUUUGAAGAUCCAUUAUGCAGUCUCUAUGAUUUUGAUCUUCGGUAUUUUGCAGUUUGUAAACAUACUAAAAUUGAGAAGAAUCUAAAAUUAAUAUAGUCUAUUACCUGUAGCCUCCCUGCUCUGUGUAGGUUUUGCACAGCUACUGAAUACACAUGAAAUGUAUACUUUAUAUUUACCUAUAUAAAACCUGCUUAUUUAAUAAAACUGAGAGCCACUGGA
Molecule: messenger RNA, 7565 nt
Organism: Phasianus colchicus (ring-necked pheasant)
Lineage: Eukaryota; Metazoa; Chordata; Aves; Galliformes; Phasianidae
Gene: ZC3H12B
Product: zinc finger CCCH-type containing 12B
Cellular component (GO): nucleus; cytoplasmic ribonucleoprotein granule
Molecular function (GO): metal ion binding; mRNA binding; RNA endonuclease activity
Source: RefSeq, a predicted model, not a curated record